Aspergillus pseudotamarii is the source of this 769-nucleotide messenger RNA. RefSeq lists its product as uncharacterized. Lineage: Eukaryota; Fungi; Ascomycota; Eurotiomycetes; Eurotiales; Aspergillaceae. Bases 349 to 645 code for a protein of 98 amino acids. The transcript has a single exon. The record is from RefSeq and is a predicted model, not a curated record.
GAUACCUCUAUGCUUCAACGCGUCAACGAGCUGGAUAAUACCCUCAUUCAAUGAAACAGCGAGUUCCAGGGAAUCCCUGACCAGACACAUCGAUGAGAUUGUGCAUCGGCAGUCCAACGAGUCACAAGAAUUUUGGCUCAACGUUCAAAUGACAUCAUGGUCCAGCGGACGGAGAUGUUACAGAAGAACUUGGUCCAGGAGAUGUCCAAGUUCCAUAACAGCGUCAUUCGACCGCUGUUUGAUGGAAUCCACGGGAAGCUCGUAACUCGUGAUGGGGAUAUUAAGUGAGAGUUCCAGAAUGUCAACGAGAGAUUCGAUCGCGUGAAUGCUAGAAUCGAUACCUUUAAUAUGGAUAUGAAACGAGAAUUCAACAAUGUCAACAAACAGUUUAUUUACAUGGAGAACCGACUUGAUGUAGUCGAUACCAAGGUGAAUCAAUUGGGAGUCAGAAUAGAAGGGCUUGAGACAAACGAGGAGCAACUGAAGGUCAAGAUAGACAGAGUUGAGGUCUGGGCACUUUUGAGAGAAUUCUCCGGAGCUCCAAAACCGCCUUUCUCAAUCAGCGGAUCUUCCCAUUACAGAUGUAUGACCCAGAUGGGUCACCAAUUCCUAUCCCCUUCGCCUGUCUUCCCCUUACAGCAAUAGCGUUUAUCACCUGAAGGAAAGCAAACAGUGUAUAUUGUCCCCUAUAAAGUCACAGAUGUGUCACUGACACCACCAAGGGUCCAAGUUGAGGAAUCUCAUCGAAUACUACCGACUGCAGGCAGAC